UCUGAUGCUUAAACGAUCAAACCAAUCAAACCGAUCAAACGGUCUCCUUCUCCCUCUCUGCGCUUCCUCCAGCGACCGAUCGUUCAUCGGCGUCUUGCUUCUCCGUUGUUCGUCUCCGUUCUUCGUCGGUCCGUUGGGAGCCUGUAAGAGGUUAAUUAUCCGUUGUGGAACUCUAUAAAAGCUCUAUAAAAUGUAUUUUGAUGGGUAUGAUGGCUAUGGUUAUCGUGGAGCAUCAUUUGAGCAAAGAUAUCAAUGCUUCUCUGCAUCAUUUAUUGAUAAGCCACACAUUGAAACUGGAGAUAGAAUUAUAAUGCCUCCAUCAGCCCUUGAUCGCCUUGCUUCAUUACAAAUUGAUUAUCCAAUGUUAUUUGAGCUUCGAAAUGAUGACACUGAGCGAGUCUCUCAUUGUGGGGUAUUGGAGUUUGUUGCAGAAGAAGGCAGGAUUUAUAUGCCUUAUUGGAUGAUGGAGAACAUGCUUUUACAAGAAGGAGACCUCUUGCAUGUGAAGAAUGUCACUCUUCCAAAGGGAACUUAUGUUAAAUUACAACCUCAUACAAAGGACUUCUUGGAUAUCUCCAAUCCAAAAGCAAUCUUAGAGACUACACUCAGGAAUUUUUCUUGCCUCACCACUGGGGGCAGUAUUAUGGUGGCAUAUAACAACAAGAAAUAUUACAUUGACAUAGUCGAAACAAAGCCAUCCAAUGCAAUAAGUAUCAUUGAGACAGAUUGUGAGGUGGAUUUUGCACCUCCCCUGGAUUACAAGGAACCAGAGAAGCCUACUGCACCAAUCAGGGGGAGGGAGCAAGUUGCAGAAGCUCAAGCAGAAGAAGCUGAACCUAAAUUUAGUGCUUUCACGGGAACAGGAAGACGUUUGGAUGGUAAAUCUUCAAGUCACCAGUCCCAGCCUAUUUCAUCUGCUAAGUCAUCUGAGGAGAAGCUAUCCGGUGCUACUAGUAGACAUGGCCCUUCACAACAGUCUGCUGGAUCUAGCUCAGUCAAUGGAACUCGUCAGGCUCAGGGAAAGUUGGUAUUUGGACAAAAUGCUAAUCAAAAUCCUAAAGGAACUUCAAAGGAAGCAACAAAGGAGAGUAAACAAGAGCAGCCAGAAAAGGAAGUACCUAAAUUCCAGCCCUUCUCUGGCAAAAGGUACUCGCUUAGGGGUUGAAUAUAUAUCACGUAUAUAUAUAAUUUAGGCUCAAGUUGUUGAUGACAUUCACGUAGCGGAGCGGAAGCAUUGGAACCCUUUGAUUAUAUUAUGAAUUAAUAGAAACUCGAUUAUUAUGAAUUAAUAGCUUGCAAGUCGUUGAAGUUUUUCAAUCCUGCAAAAACUCUUUAACAUUCCAUGAAAUCUUUCUUGCUAUGGCUCGAACAUAAUGUCAAUGCUUGUGGAAGUCUCUUGAAUGAAAAUUCCUAAAGGAUGGGAGAAUAAUAGUUUCGAGAAUUCUUUA
This is a messenger RNA of Cucurbita maxima (winter squash), 1448 nucleotides long. RefSeq names its product ubiquitin recognition factor in ER-associated degradation protein 1-like. Gene Ontology annotation, cellular component: VCP-NPL4-UFD1 AAA ATPase complex. The record is from RefSeq and is a predicted model, not a curated record. The transcript is spliced from 10 exons. Gene Ontology annotation, molecular function: polyubiquitin modification-dependent protein binding. NCBI's taxonomy places the organism in Eukaryota, Viridiplantae, Streptophyta, Magnoliopsida, Cucurbitales, Cucurbitaceae. Bases 191 to 1165 code for a protein of 324 amino acids.